UGAAUAUUGAAACUCACGCGGUAUAUGUAGAAUUUUUCCCGUGAGAUGGAGGGUUUUUGUCCUGAAUGUUCACGUUCUGGCUUUUCAGUCCCUUUAUUAAAAGUUAGGUCGUCUGCUGGUUCAAUAAAUGGAAUCUGCUCUUCAAACAAGUGUUCAUACCCAUUUUCAGUGUACACUGAUCUGCAGUUAUCACGUAAGGUAAAGUUAUUUUUUGACAGUCGUUAGUUAGUAGAAGUGUAGAUGAUCAUGCAUCUGAAGAGUCUCAAACGGUUCGUGGUUUUCUUGACGAGUUGUUUGGUGAUGAUGGUAAGAAUGGCGAUGAUGAAAAUUCAUCUAAAAGUGUUGACACUUCUCACCCUUUUGAUAAUUGUGUGCCCACAAGCUCUGCCUCUGAUUUCGAUAUGAUGCAAACGGAUGUAUGCGACAGCUCUCCAGUUGAUAAUCUGUUUCAAAACAAUUAUAUGCUUCCGCGAUACUUGGCAGAUGACAUGAAAAGAAUUAUCAGCGAAGAUUUGUCUUAUUCAAAACGUUCACAAUUCCAAACUACACAUAACCCCCACAUGUUUGGAAAGCUUAAUCGAAGUAGCGACAGCGGAAUUUCAAUCUCUUCUCGGUCAUCUAAACCAUCUACUCUGAGUUACAGUGAACAUGUCGCCCAACGGUUGCUCAACCAAAGCGAUGCUGUUUCAACUUCUAAAUCAGUUUCCAAAUCUUCCUUCCCACUUAGCAACGCAAAGAGUAUGAGUCUUUUGGAUCGGAUGGUCAAGCUUCAUGAAGAACGGACGCAACUCCACUAAUAUAUAUAUAUUCAUCCUACCCUCAAAAAUGUUUCUAAUCUUUUGUAUUUAAACCUACAAAUUAGCUUGUUAUCAAUACAAACUCUUAUGUACAGGCUGUUUGACUUUGUUUUAAAGUCAUUCAAAUAAAUUAUGUUUUUCUUUGA
This is a messenger RNA of Schistosoma turkestanicum, 943 nucleotides long. The record is from the annotation of a GenBank genome assembly. Lineage: Eukaryota; Metazoa; Platyhelminthes; Trematoda; Strigeidida; Schistosomatidae.